GUCGUUCACCACUUCUAACUACUCCAAAAACAUCCUGCCCAUUUUUGGCUGCUUCCGUGUUCGGAGGCGUUGUCCUUACACUUUUAGCCAACGCUGCUUCUUACAAGCUUCCCGGACUUCUGAAGAGCAUCAGCAGCACUCUUCUGAACGUUAAUGACUCGGUUAAGAGCAACGGGGGCAAAGACAGCAAUGAUUCUGGCAGACUGAUGACAAGAGCACAAGUGGCGGCCACUCACAAAGAGGGAACUUGGCAACGCCAGGCUUAUGAAGACUACAAAGGAGUUCUCCUGAACGAGGACUUGAUUUUCCCUUGCAUCUAUGCUACCAAGGGCUUCAAGACUGAUGACCAGCUUUACUUGUUUAUCGACUCUGACGACCUCUCUGACCCCCGCCACAUCCGUUCCCUCGCUUCCGCCCUCUCCGACUACCUACCCCAAGCACAUGGCCUCGGCCCCAACACGUCCCUUGUCCUCCUUGCCAAACAGAACAACCAGCCUUGCACCGUUGACGAGUACAACGACCAGUUCUGGAAGCUCCUUAAUGGUCUUGCCAAGCUCGACAACAAGCCUUGGCCCACUGACGUUCCCCGUGACAUCGACACCGACAGAUGGUGCUUCUGCUUUGGCGGAGAGCCCUUCUUCACCGUCAUCCAAACCCCCGCUCACCAAGUCCGUCACUCGCGGUAUGCCAAGGGCCUCACCAUUGUCUUCCAGCCGAAAUGGAUCUUCGAUAUCCUCUUCAGCACCGAUGCUAAGCGCGCUGGUGCCCUCUCCAAGGUCCGCUCACUGCUUGUGAAGUAUGACCCUAUUCCAGUUAGCCCUGAGCUGAAGAACUACGGAGAUGAUGGUUCAAGGGAGGCUAAGCAAUACUUCUUGUUGGACGAGAACCUUCCGGCUUCGUGCCCUUAUGAACAGCUUAGCCCAUCGCAGGCAACUUAAAAUUAAAUACAUUGAUCUAUGUUUAAGUCGCGGAUAUACUUGCCGCAGAUCUUCUACUUUCACAACGACUUCCUUAUGGAGAUGAAAGUGUGUCAUCACUUGUGUGGACAAAAGUUGCGCUUUGGGGCAAAUAGUCAAAUAUAUAUAUUAGAUUGUAUUUUCUCGACGACAAUGCAAACCAUUUGACUGAAGAACUUGAAGUUUUACUUU
Messenger RNA from Serpula lacrymans var. lacrymans S7.9, 1148 nucleotides. RefSeq lists its product as uncharacterized. NCBI's taxonomy places the organism in Eukaryota, Fungi, Basidiomycota, Agaricomycetes, Boletales, Serpulaceae. Bases 207 to 938 code for a protein of 243 amino acids. The record is from RefSeq and is a predicted model, not a curated record. The transcript has 5 exons.